GUAUCGUGUAUCGGACGAUACAACGCAAAAACGAUACAUAACUACGAUCCGUAUCGUUUUAGGCCUGUAUCGUAACGUAUCGUACGAUACUAACAACUAUGGACUAUAGUACAUGCUCAUUUAGAGCCUGGAGCAGGGGUAUGGUGAUUUCAUAUCAUAUUGUGAAUUAUUGAAGGAAAUCCACUUUAGUAAUUUCUGGAAGUUAUAAGGGUUGGCUGCGAUAUGACACAGCUAAAUCAAAUCUAUAUCUGAAUUAUUGUUAUAAAAUAUGCUGCUAACUGCCCUCCUCCCUUGCGUCCGUCCUUGGUUUAUCCGAUUGGAUUGAGUUUAAGCUAAAUGUGUCUGGGGAAUACAUGCACUCUUUUAUAUUUUUAGAGUCUUCUUAUGUUCUCUAUAAACAAAAAAAAAAAAAUGUAAGAAAGAGAGUGACAGAGUAUCCUGUAUAGACCCACGUCUUCUUUUUCAUUUAGUUUUUUUUCCUUCAUAUUUUGAACACAGGAUUGUAGCAUGAUUUAUUUGAGUUGUUUGCAGUUUGCUGACAUUGAAAAACUUCAGUUGGAAUGGAGGGAAGCAAAAAGAAACAACAAGAGGAAGGUUGUGUCAUUCCUCAAAGAAAAAACUGGAUAUCUUGUCAACCCUGAUGCAAUGUUUGAUGUGCAGGUAAAGCGAAUCCAUGAAUACAAGAGGCAACUGUUGAAUAUCAUGGGAAUUGUGUAUUGCUAUAAAAUGAUGAAAGAAAUGAGUCCUGAGGAGAGAAAAGCAAAAUUUGUCCCUCGGGUUUGUAUAUUUGGAGGAAAAGCAUUUGCCACAUAUGUCCAGGCCAAGAGGAUUGUGAAAUUCAUCACGGAUGUUGGGGCUACUGUGAACAAUGAUCCGGAUAUAGGUGAUCUUUUGAAGGUUGUCUUUGUCCCUGACUACAAUGUCAGUGUUGCGGAAAUUCUUAUUCCUGGCACUGAGCUGUCCCAACAUAUCAGCACUGCUGGAAUGGAGGCUAGUGGAACCAGCAACAUGAAGUUUGCAAUGAAUGGCUGCAUCCUAAUUGGAACCCUGGACGGUGCCAAUGUUGAAAUAAGGCAAGAGGUUGGAGAAAACAACUUUUUUCUUUUUGGUGCUCAGGCUAAUGAAAUUGCUGGCCUGCGGAAAGAAAGAGCUGAGGGGAAGUUUGUGCCAGACCCGCGAUUUGAAGAAGUUAAGGCAUUUGUCAGAAGUGGUGUUUUUGGCCCCUACAACUAUGAAGAGCUAAUGGGAUCCUUGGAAGGGAAUGAAGGAUAUGGUCGUGCUGAUUAUUUCCUUGUCGGGAAGGACUUUCCAAGUUAUUUAGAUUGCCAAGAAAAGUUUGAUGAGGCCUAUCGAGACUAGAAAAGAUGUACAAAAAUGUCAAUAUUGAACACAGCUGGUUCAUAUAAGUUCAGCAGUGACAGAACGAUUCACCAAUACGCAAGAGACAUAUGGAUGAUCGAGUCUGUUGUAUUACCAUAAAGGCGCACAUACCGAGGGCCCAAAUUUUGCCAGUGAGUGCACAUUGAGGACCUUGUGGAGUGAAGAUGAGCUGAAUUAACAGUCGAUUGCAUGUUUCUUAGCUGGAUUUUUCUCCUGAUAUUAUUUGUAAUACAAAGCCUCCUAGAUGAUCUACUGUGCUGAUAAUCAGUAACUAUCUCAGACAUAUUACUAUGUAACUUGCUCUAUAAACCUUGUAGAAUGACAAGAAGUUCCAUGAAAUUGAUUCGAAUAGUGGGAUAAGAUUUUGUCGAGUUAAGAGUAAUCUCGAAGUUUGGGUAUUGGAACCAUUUGAUGUGUAGUAUGACUGAGAGAUUAAACACACAAAAAAG
This is a messenger RNA of Ilex paraguariensis (yerba mate), 1829 nucleotides long. Lineage: Eukaryota; Viridiplantae; Streptophyta; Magnoliopsida; Aquifoliales; Aquifoliaceae. The record is from the annotation of a GenBank genome assembly.